AUGAGGGAGCUACAGCAGCAGCAGCAGCAACAGAAGGAGCAGCAGCAACAGAAGCAGCACCAGCACCAGAAGAAGCAGCAGAAACAGAAGCAUGAACAGCAACAGCAGGACAAACAGCACCAACAGGAUCAGCACCAAGAGAAGCUGCACAAGCAGAACAAACGCCAGGAGAAGCAGCAACAGCACAAGUACAUCCAGUCAGAGCUUGAGGGGCAGCAACUGCAGCAUAAACCUCAGCAGCACCCUAAACAGCAACCACAGCAGCUGCUGCGGGGGCAGCCGCAGCAACAGCCGCAGCACCACCUGGAGAAAGAGGAGAGGGAUAAGCAAGAGACUGCUGGUUUACAGAACCAACAAAAAACACGACAGCAACCGCAGCAAUGGGAACAAAAACCACAGCAGCAACAGCAGCAGAAGCAGCAGAAGCAGCAGCAGCAGCAGCAGCAGCAGCAGCGGAGGCUAUCGGUGGCAUCGGUCAAAAAGAAGAAAUUCCAAAGCAAAGCAUUACACGAAACAGACAAAAAGAAGGCAAUAGCAGCAGCGGCAACAGCAGCAGCAGCAUUAGCAGCAGCAGCAGCAGCAGCAUUGUCGUUAAGGAAUGAGGAGGGGUCAGCAGAGCAGGGCGACGAGUCGACUGUAGAGACAGCGGGAGACGCAGCUACAGCAGCAGCAGCAGCAGCAGCAGCAGCAGUUCCUGCUGCUGCUGAAGAUGAUGAUACAGCAGAAAGCGACAGCAUAAGAGAGGAUGAAUCAACUGAUGAAGAAGAAGAAGAGGAGACAAAAAAGGAGACAAAAAAGGAGACCAAAGAGGAGACCAAAAAGGGGACAAAAAAGGGGAAAAGAAAAAAGGAGACAAAAAAGGAGACAGAAGAUGAUAUGCCAACUCUGCUGCCAGGGGCACCACAUGCCUUCCCUAUAUACCAGCAGCAGCAACAGCAGCAACGGCAGCAGGAUGAGGAGGAAGAGGCGGAGGGAGAACAGCAAGAAGAGAAGCAACAGCAGCAGCAGCAGCAGCAGGCAGAGGAGCAGCAGAAGGAACACUAUGCGGAGCGGCAGGAGAAGCAGCGGAAGGAGCAGCAGCAGCACCAGCAGCAGGGGCCUCACGAGAAGGAAGAACAGGAGGAGGAGGAGGACCAGCAGCAGCAACAGUAUCAGCAGCAGCAGCAGCACGAGGAGGAGGAACAGCAGAAGGAGGAGGAGGAGGAGCAGGAGCAGCACGAAGAGGAUGAUGGGGAUGAGGAUGAUGAUGACGAUGAUGAUGAUGAUGAUGAUGAUGAUGAGGAGGAGGAGGAGGAGGAAGAAGAGCAGCAGCAGGAGCAGCAGCAGCAGCAGCAGGAACAGCAGCAGCAGCAGCAGCAGCAGCAGCAGGGUGAGCAACAGCAAGAGCAGCAGCAGCUGGGUGAUGGAGCUGCGGUAGAGACAGGAGAGGGAGAUUUGCAAGAAGCAGCAAAGACACCAACAGAUGCUGCUGCUGCAGUUACAGCAGCAGCAGCAGCAGCAGGAGCUGCUUCGGAGCAGAGCACAAUCACCAGCAGCACCAGCAGAAGCAGGGAGGAGGAGGAAGAGAUGCAUGAUUGUCCUACUGCUCGUGCCCCUUUAUGUUUAUGGCCAGGUAAGGCAUUAAUAGAUUAUAACUUAGGGGAACUAAUAGAAGACAGCAGCAGCGCCAGCAGCUGCGAGUCCCGCUGCAGCAGCAACAUACAUUGUGCUGCUUGGGUAUAUAGAGGGUCUCCUCAUCAUACUUGUCAGCUAAAACAGUUGCCGACUGCAGCAACAGCUGCAGCCGCCGCCGCCGCAGCAGCAGCAGCUUCAGCUGAUCCUGCUGAUGCUACUGGUGUUGCUACUGGUGAUGGUGGUGGUGCUGCUGCUGCUGCUGAGUUAUUACUGAAGGAGACAGCUGUUGCUCGUCUGUUAAGGAGACAGAAGGCAAGAGAGGAGACAGAGAGACAAUUUAUGCUUGUCCCCUUUGCUCAUGCAAUCACGGGGCUGGCAGAUUGUCCUAUUAAAGGAGACCCUUCAAGGGUAUCUAAGCAUCGCAUGCAUGCGCUGCUGCUGCUGCAGCGAAAGCAGCAGCAGCAGCAUAUACGCAUGCAAAGAAAAGCAGCAAGAGCUAAGGAAAGAGAAGACAGAUUCAAUGAACGAAGACAACAUAGACUUAAUACAAGACUACGCAAAGGAAAGCACCAGCAGCAACAGCAGCAGCAGCAGAAAGAGGAACAGCAACAACUAAUGGAGGAGCAAGAGCAGCAACCGCAGCAGCAACAGAAGCAGCAGGCGCGAGAACGGCAGCGGCACCAGCAUAAAUAUACAACACCUCGAGUCUACCCACAGUGGCUGCAGCAGAGAAGAGUGGGGGAGCAGCAGCAGCAGAAGCAGCAGAAGCAGGAGCAGCAGAAGCAGGAGAAGCAGCAACAGCAGGAACAGCAGCAGCAAAAGCAGCAGCCAGAACAGGAAGAGCAUCGGCAGCAGGAGGAACAGUAG
Molecule: messenger RNA, 2481 nt
Organism: Eimeria maxima
Lineage: Eukaryota; Apicomplexa; Conoidasida; Eucoccidiorida; Eimeriidae
Product: PAN domain-containing protein, putative
Exons: 2
Coding region: 1-2481 (826 amino acids)
Source: RefSeq, a predicted model, not a curated record